CCCGUUUGGAGUAGAUGUGGCGUAAAUUUCCACCCGAAUGAAGCUGCCAUCGAAGGUGGCUAACGUGUGGAAGCGUUUCUUGGCCAUGCUGUCGCUACCGGAUUUGCUGGUCCUCGCGUGUUUGUGGGCCAGUGGUUUCUCCCUGGGCUACUAUACCAAGUCGGCGUAUGUGUACGACAACCUUUGGCCCCAUUGGUACACCCUGGUGGGCGGGGUGGUGGCCUUGGCACUGACCUUGGGCUGGACCCUCAGGAAGCACAAGAGGCAGCAGUACAGCUACGAUCACUACUACAUCAUAUUCUAUGGACUGCUGUGCUCGCUGAUGGGAAGUUGCUUCAUGCUGACUAAACAGUUGGCCGUAAGCUAUUACUUCAUCUUCGUGGGACUGAGUGUGCAGUACUUGGCCGGAUUCAGUUAUGUGAGCCUGCGUUGCGAUGCCUCGGGAUCGCGACCAUCGAAAAUUGCCCUGGCCAACUCAUUGUAUGCUGGAGGAAUGAGCACAGGAUUUGUGAUAUUCAACGAGAUGGAACCACAACGUUGUGGAUUGAUUGCCCUGGGAAUUAACCUGCUUUUACUGUGCCUGGUCUGUCUCAACGAGUUGCUGCAUCAUACUGGUUGCAUUAACUACAAGGAAUCAAGGGAUUUGGUGUUUAAUCUCCUGAACGAAGAGAAGAUGGUCUUCCUGCCGCGCCAAGCGAUUCUGGCCCAGUUUGUGGGCCGAACGGAUUACCAACUGAAGGAAAGCAGGCAGUGGUUAGUCCUUAUCCUGGGAGGAUCAUUGGUGUGUUUGCAGAAGAGUUGCCUGCUCUUCUCACCCACCUACAUGCAAUUGAUGUGGAGCAGCACUGUGGGCUAUCUGCAGCGAACGCAGUUGUACAUACCCUUUGUUCUGUACUCGGCUGGCACCAGUUUCGGAGCCCUGCUCCUGAUGAGAUACACCCCAAAGCUGGUGUACCUACUCUUCGGACUAAUCCAGAUGACUUUGCUGGUGGCCUUGCUGUGCAUUUACAGUGAUGAACAGACGGAGCAUUGUUUUUUGUUCCUCUGCCUGAUUUAUGUAACCAUGGGAGUACUUUCGAGUCAGGGAAUCCAUUGGUUACUGGAGUGCUCACCCUUUCUGUACACCGAACUGAACCUGGCCAUUGGAUUCAUACUGCAACUGGUCGUCCUCGAGGGCUGUAAAUACGAGUCCUACGCCACGGAUAAUUGGAUAGCUCUUCUGAGCGCCAGUGUGGUGACACUCGGGUUCACGGCACUGGCCAUUCCGGUGGUGCAGUGGCUCCAGCCGCACUCCGCCAGUCUGGUGGACAUUCGCAACCGCUUGCUGGGCAUCCGUCGGCAAUCGCUGCCCCCGGAACAGACCCAAUUCUGGCACACCAACCACUUUCUGGCCCACAACAAACCCGCUAAUCAGAUGGAGUCCGUGCAGCUGGGCCGGAGUCGGGUGUUCCAGCAGUAUCCCAUCAGCGGGAGCGACAUCACCGACAUCAUCGACAACCACCCAAAAAACAAAAACAAGUUCUGAUAAUAAAGUGCUGCACUUUAAACUCCCA
This is a messenger RNA of Drosophila elegans, 1553 nucleotides long. RefSeq lists its product as uncharacterized. The transcript has 3 exons. NCBI's taxonomy places the organism in Eukaryota, Metazoa, Arthropoda, Insecta, Diptera, Drosophilidae. The record is from RefSeq and is a predicted model, not a curated record. The coding region runs from base 38 to 1525 and encodes 495 amino acids.